Acanthochromis polyacanthus (spiny chromis) is the source of this 1306-nucleotide messenger RNA. RefSeq names its product histone H2A. Gene Ontology annotation, cellular component: nucleosome. The transcript has a single exon. The coding region runs from base 836 to 1222 and encodes 128 amino acids. The record is from RefSeq and is a predicted model, not a curated record. Gene Ontology annotation, molecular function: DNA binding; protein heterodimerization activity; structural constituent of chromatin. Lineage: Eukaryota; Metazoa; Chordata; Actinopteri; Pomacentridae.
CUCCAACUAUCACAUGGACACACAGCGCUGACAACAGGCUGCUUCAUCAAGGGUGGCUGGAUCAGGAGAGAAUGAGCAGGUUGCAGCAGCUGGUUUUUGUAGCCUCCAGGCAGGCUCUCAGGUGGCAGCAAUCCUCCCAGCAGUCCAAUCAGCCUCAGCACCAGGAUCUAAUCACAGCUACUGACUCUGCUGGAUAGCCACACCCACUCACACGCGCACACACAGGAGGAGAGGAGACCAAGUUUCUCAACAUGAACACUGCACAAAAUGACCCAGGGUCAUCACAGUGGAAUUACUAUUAGUCUAAAUUGCCGUUAUUCAUAUCUAAUCAUACCAGAUGGUCAGACUCUGCUGAUAGAUGUUUAAUGGUUUUAUACAUAUUCAUUCAGGAGCUCAAAACAACUGCUUUUAUAUUUUACUUGAUUUGUUGCUGCUGCUCUGCUGCAGUGUUUGUAAAACAUAUCCUCAUGUCAUUAUAUUUAAUGUAAGUCAACAAGAAUUUGAUAAACUUGCAAUUCAAUAAAUGUUUUAACUUCCUUAUAGACCAAAUAAAUAAGUCAAUCAGAAUAAUACAUGCUUCGAUACUUUGCAUGUGGGAUUAAACUUAUUUGAAUUCUAUUUGAAGUAAACUAAAAACAUGUUUCACUGAACUGCAGUUAAACUAUGCAUUAGUGACGUGUCAACAGCUCUCCUCUGAUUGGACGAUCACGCUUCACUCAUUCUGACCAAUCAGUGAGCAGCUGUGUUCCCAUAUACAGGGGCGUUUUUCUUUUUCUUUUUUCCAGUUGACGUUAUUCUAGUUUCUGCUUUCAGUAAGAAGCUUUUGAAUUCAGACAUGUCUGGACGCGGAAAGACCGGUGGUAAAGCCAGGGCUAAGGCAAAGACUCGCUCCUCCCGGGCAGGAUUGCAGUUCCCAGUCGGUCGUGUCCACAGGCUGCUGAGGAAGGGCAACUAUGCGGAGCGUGUGGGUGCCGGCGCUCCCGUCUAUCUGGCGGCCGUGCUGGAGUACCUGACCGCUGAGAUCCUGGAGCUGGCUGGAAACGCUGCUCGCGACAACAAGAAGACCCGUAUCAUCCCCCGUCACCUGCAGCUGGCUGUCCGCAACGACGAGGAGCUCAACAAGCUGCUGGGCGGAGUCACCAUCGCUCAGGGCGGUGUGCUGCCCAACAUCCAGGCUGUCCUGCUGCCCAAGAAGACCGAGAAACCCGCUAAGUCCAAAUAAAACUGGAGACCCACUUAUAAACACAAAGGCUCUUUUCAGAGCCAAACACUUUCCUCUGGUAAACGGCAAACAUCCUCAUGUGUC